GAUCUCGAAUUUGAUCUCCUGCACCGGUUAUAGGAACGUGCGUCGAGUCUUGUUCAAGUUGGAUCGCUUAGUUGUUUUUAUAUCCCUCUGAAUGAACCCAUAAUCUUCAAUCUUCAACCUUCGAUUACUGCAGCUAGUGUAUCAGAUGAAACUCAGCAGUACAAUGUGAACUUCAUUUAAACGUCCUUAGCGACAACUCUCAGUGAACCUGGCCCCGACAACAUGAGGUCUCUGCCUGUUCUUCACGUUCCAACAACCUCCUUCAGCUUUUUCUUUCACUCUUACAUGGCUCUCGCUCUUUGGUCCGUAGCACGAUGCUCCAAAAACGGCAGCAGAUGGCUGGAACAAUCGAGCAACAACGUUCGAUCGAUCUAGAUAACGACGUCCACUACGAACCUGCCUCUGCAUGGGAAGAGUCUUCCAACGCACCCUGCACCUCAAGUCGUCUCAGCGAAAAAACCACCCACCGGUUUACAAGCCAGCCAGGUGCUUCGGCAUCCUUUAGCUUUGAAGGAGACAGACUAUCGGUGACUGGUAUCAAAUCGAAUACCAGUGGUAUUCUGCAUAUAUCAACGGACGGAAACCAGAACUUCACCCAGGACCUCUUACUUCCUGGUCUCUCGGCAUGCUCGCUUUUCUUCGACGACCAUAUCACAAAUGCGUCUCAUACAGUCACCCUGACAUUGCUUGGCCGAAACACAACUAAUAGUACUUCGGGACCAUCGCUGCUUCCGUCUGAGUUACGUCUUUUGGAGAUUUCAUACUUCGUCAUCGUUCCUUCACCGUCAGCUUCCGUUAGCCCCGUUACGUCCCACACGACCAAACACACACCCGUCAGCACUCUCGUCUCCAUCAUCAUAGGUUCCAUAUUGGGUACCUUCGUUCUCAUUCUGAUCGUACUUCUUAUCUGGAGACGAAGGAGAAAGUCCCGAAGCAAUAUCUUGCAACCUGAAGCUGCGAUACGACCGUCCAGUUAUGUUGCAACAUAUGAGGGCAUGGCGGAACACAGAACGUUAACAACAUUAUCCUAUGGCCAUUCGGAGCAUUUAGCCUCAGACCAGAUAGCUCUGUUGCCUGUCUCUUCUGCUUCUUCAAAUAGUAGGUCGUCGAGAGCAACUCUCCAGUCUGUGACUUCAGAGCCAGAACAUAGCGCGUCGCGUCCACCUUUGUACAGCCCCGAUCAUGAUCUGAACCCUCCUCCGCCCUAUGACGAUUUAGUUCCAACACAAGCUGUGUCUUCUGUUACUUACUAAACGGGGCUAGAUAUAUCAUUCACUCAUCCUUGGCAUUUAAUCUAUGCAGCUCGAAUGACGGACCUUCUCGCCGGCGCGACCGAAUGGUCACACAAGUAGCAACUGAUAUCAAUAAGUAUAGAAGGUGUCA
This is a messenger RNA of Somion occarium, 1383 nucleotides long. The record is from the annotation of a GenBank genome assembly. Lineage: Eukaryota; Fungi; Basidiomycota; Agaricomycetes; Polyporales; Cerrenaceae.